This is a messenger RNA of Corylus avellana, 3256 nucleotides long. RefSeq names its product GPI-anchored adhesin-like protein (gene TRM8). The record is from RefSeq and is a predicted model, not a curated record. Lineage: Eukaryota; Viridiplantae; Streptophyta; Magnoliopsida; Fagales; Betulaceae.
GGCUUCUUAGACUUUCAGAUCUUUUUGUCUAUUCCGCAAUGUGCUUGUUUUAGUUCAAAAAAAUUAAGCUGAAAAAAGGGAACUUGGAGUUUGAUAUUGGGGGUUCAUUGGAUAAAGGCUGUUGGGUGGGAUUGAUGGAAAUGGCUCAAUGGUUUUUUUGUUGCUUAUUUUGAAGGGCACCCAUUUGAAUGAAGUUGCUAUUGUGCAUCUAGAUUGUGUUUGCUGAUUGUGAAAGUAAUGGGAUUUGAGUGAUUUGCUGUUUCUGCAAAAGGGGGUGUAGCUUGGAGUCUGGAAAAUGGGGUUUUGCAGAUGAAAGAUUGUAGAUGAGAAAAUGGAGGUUGAGAAAAGACGCUCAAAGGGAGGCUUCCUGAACUUGUUUGAUUGGAAUGGUAAAUCUCGGAAGAAGCUGUUCUCUAACAAUUCGGACUUACCCGAAGGAUUGAAGCAGGAAAGAGAAAAUGUGGAGAAUGUGUCGAAGUCAUGGCUCAAUAGGGUAGAGGUGGAUGAGAAUGGAGCAAGUUCAAGUUCAAGUAAUAAAGGAAGUAGUGAUUCUAACUGUCCUUUGUUGGUUACUGGUGAUGAAGGAGGUGGGGCUAGAGCCCCUGGAGUAGUCGCUAGACUCAUGGGUUUGGAUUCAUUGCCAGCUUCAAAUGUCCCCGAGUCUUCUUCUGCCCCAUGUUUUGACUAUUCCUCUUUUAGACCAUCUCUUUAUGAUAGGAGCAAUCCUAAUUUGUUGAGUGAUUAUCACCGCAUGGACUACAUAAACAUGCCUAAUAAGCUGGAGAAGUCUUCUUGGAAUCCUCUAGAGUCAAGAACAAAGAAGCUGCAGAACCGCCCAAUUGAGAGAUUCCAAACAGAGGUGCUGCCUCCAAAAUCAGCUAAAUCAAUUCCAAUUACUCAUCAUCGAUUGUUGUCUCCUAUCAAGGGUCCUGGGUAUAUCCCAACAAAGAACCUGGCUUACAUGUUGGAGGCUGCUGCAAAGAUAAUGGAUGCAAGUCCUCGAGCAUCUACCAAGAAUAACAUGUCAUCCUUUGGGUCUUCUUCAGUUCCAUUGAGGAUUCGGGAUUUGAGAGAGAAAUUGGAAGGUGGACAUAGAGCAUCCAGGCCUGAAAGACUCAAGGAACCCAGUGCUGUUAAGUAUAAGAGAGGACAGCCCUAUGACGGGAGCAAGAAGGGAUAUGCAUCAGAAUCCAAAUCUUCUACAAAUUCAGAAACGAGUGGUUCCUACAGUUUGAGGAGUAAGAAAAAAUCAGUUUCACUUGCAGAACAAGCAAAAGUCAAUGUUCAGAGACGAACUGGAUCGACUUUGAGUAAUAACAGGAAUUUCAUGAACCAGAAGGAGCCGAAUGAUGUGAAAUCGAACCAGUUAACUAAGAAGCAGCCAAGUAUGCAAAGGACUGCACAGAAGAGAACUUCUGCAAGCAGGACUAGCAAUGCGCUCAGGCAGAAUAACCAGAAGCAGAAUUCCUCAUCCAAUAUCGAUAGUUCAAGUUCAAAAGUUUCAGUUUCCAAUAAGCUAGCAAGAAGAACUCGAUCCAUUGAUGGUUCGGUUGGGCCAACUAAGAUUGUAAAUAAGGUUGUUGUCAACUCUGAAACUGGGGCUAAAAAGCUGAGCUCAGUAGCAACUCAUACUGAAAAGGAGUUUUUGUUAUCCAAAAGAUCUAAAGUCUCUCAAAAGAAAAUGUCUGCAGAUGGGGAUGUUCACAUUGAAGAAAACAUCAUUGAUGAUGCAUUAAUCAAUAAUGAUGAAAGUUCUAGGAAAUGCAAUGUUGCAAUUGAUGGAUGCUUGAAUUCGGGCGCAGAUAACAUGAAACAAGGCAUGGAUGUAAUUUCAUUUACGUUCAUGUCUCCCUUGAGAAGAUGCACACAUGAAGUACAGUCCUCAAGUCAGGUCAUGGGAAAACAUAGUCGUUUCAGUAAUGAUUCCUUUGGUGAUAAUGAUCAGUUUCUUCCAGACAAUUUUAACCUAUCAUCUCCUGGUUUGAAUGUAACCGGUGGUGAUGCUUUGAGUGUCCUUUUACAACAAAAACUGCAGGAGUUGACACUUAGAGUUGACUCAUCCCAUGAUAACUUGGUCAGAGAAGGGACGUGUGCUAGUUUAGCAUCCAGUUUGCAGGAUUCAGUUCCGAACCUGGUGAGUUCCAAAUCAAGGGAACAGAGCAAGAGGUUUCAAUUUGGUCUCCAUAGAAAUAAGUUUGAUAGCAUACAAGACUAUGAUUACUCUUCAGUUGAUGAUCUACCACAAAAUGUGAACCAGCAGAGGCAGUUUCAGGUAUCUGAAGGGAUGAAAGAGCAUAGCAGUUGCAGCAUCGACAGUGCAACUGUAGAAGAACUAGAUUGUCUACAUCCCAGGCCUGCUUCAAGUUUUGAACACUCUUUUGGGGGUGAAAGUUUCUCAGACAAUAGUCAGAGUACCAGUGGGAGCACAAAGUGUUCAUUGGAGCAAGCUCAAGAAUCAUUUAGUUGGCACUCUACAAAAGAAUCUCUACCAGUAGGAGGUGAGGUGGAAUUAUCUGACUCCGCCUCUUCCAUGCCUACGGGGGAUGUGGGCACAAAGCAUAUAAGUAGAACAUUCAGUUUCAUAGGUUUUAAGGGAUCAAGCAACAGGGAACUAGAAUAUGUUAGGGAUAUACUCAAAAACACACAGUUGAUGUUGGAAGAUUUUGAAUUGGGUCACACCAGCAAGAUUGUAGCCCCAAAUCUCUUUGAUCAGUUGGAUAAUCAGGGAAAUGGAGAAGAGCACUUUAAGCUUGGGAGAAAAGUUAUAUUUGAUUGUGUGAGUGAAUGCCUGGAUCUCAGGUACAGUGAAAUUGUUGAUGGAAGCUGCAAAUCAUGGGCUAAGUGGGUGACAAUGUCCGGUAAGAAGGUAUGGCUGGCAGAGGAAUUGUAUAAGGAGAUUUUAGGUUGGAAAAGCAUGGAGGACAUGAUGGUGGAUCAGCUUGUGGACAAGGACAUGAGCACUCAGUGUGGGAGAUGGCUUGACUUUGACAAAGAAGCAUUUGAAGAAGGUGUGGAAAUUGAGAAGGGAAUAUUGGCUUCUUUGGUUGAUGAAUUGGUUUAUGAUAUAUUGCAUUUAUAAUGCAUUGAUGGCUGCUUUCUUUCCUUUUAGUUUCAAUCUGUCCUGGUGAAUCCCUCAAGUAGUGGACUUGUACCUUUUUUUUUUUUUUUUUUUAAUUUUAAUUUUUUUUGGUAUAUAUAUUAUUCAAAAGAUGGAAAGCAUCAAAGAUCAUUCACUCUGGUGGAUAUUAUUUUCCAA